UGGCGUGAGGCUUGGCGCUGCAGGAUGGAUGUGUCGCUUAACAUCACACAGCAGGAUGGGGGCCUGGUGCUGGUCCGCCGGCAACCACCCAACCCCCAAAGCCUGAUUGAGACACUGAAGGCCAGGCUGCAGCAGAGCUGUAGGUGCAGUGUGCCACGGGCCUGGGCACUGGUACAGGACCUGAUCCCUGUCACAUGCUGGCUGCGUCAGUACCACCCCCGGGAGGACCUGGCAGGUGACAUCAUGUCCGGGCUGGUCAUUGGCAUCAUCCUGGUGCCACAGGCCAUUGCUUAUUCCCUGUUGGCCGGACUACAGCCCAUCUACAGCCUCUACACGUCCUUCUUUGCUAAUAUCAUCUACUUUCUCCUGGGCACUUCACACCAUGUGUCUGUGGGCAUCUUCAGCUUGCUGUGCCUUGUGGUGGGGCAGGUGGUGGACCGAGAGCUCCAGCUGGCUGGCUUUGACCCUUCCCAGGAUGGCCUGGGGCCCAGAGCCAAUGGCAGCGCCCUGAACAGUUCAGCAGCCACAUUGAAACCUGGGCUACAGGACUGUGGGCGGGACUGCUAUGCCAUCCGUGUGGCCACCGCUCUCACACUGAUGACUGGGAUUUACCAGGUGCUCAUGGGUGUCCUCCGACUAGGCUUCGUGUCUGCCUAUCUCUCACAGCCACUGCUGGAUGGCUUCGCCAUGGGCGCCUCAGUGACCAUUCUGACCUCGCAACUCAGACACCUGCUGGGCGUGCGGGUCCCCCGGCACCAAGGACCUGGCAUGGUGGUCCGCAUAUGGCUGAGCCUGCUGCGUGGCCUGGGUGAGGCAAACGUGUGCGACAUGGUCACCAGUGGUGUGUGCUUGCUGAUGCUGCUGGCAGGCAAGGAGCUCUCAGACCGCUGCCGGCGCCGCUUGAGGGUGCCACUGCCCACGGAGCUAUUGGUCAUUGUGAUGGCCACACUUGUGUCCCACUUCGGGCAGUUCCACAAGCGUUUUGGCUCAAGUGUGGCUGGUGACAUCCCUACUGGCUUUGUGCCCCCACAGGCACCAGACCUCGAGCUGAUGUGGCAUGUGGCAUUGGAUGCUGUGUCUCUGGCCCUGGUGGGCUCAGCCUUCUCCAUCUCACUGGCUGAGAUGUUUGCCCGCAGCUAUGGCUACUCUGUCCGUGCCAACCAGGAAUUGCUGGCUGUGGGCUGCUGCAAUGUAUUGCCAGCCUUCUUCCACUGCUACGUCACUGGUGCUGCCCUGUCUAAGAGUCUGGUGAAAACGGCCACUGGCUGCCGGACACAGGUGUCCAGCUUGGUCAGUGCAGCUGUGGUGCUAUUGGUGCUGCUAGCGCUGGCGCCACUAUUCCGGGACCUGCAGCGGAGCGUUCUGGCCUGUGUCAUUGUGGUCAGCCUGCGGGGUGCCCUGCGCAAGAUCAGAGACCUUCCCCAGCUGUGGCGACUGAGCCCAGCUGAUGCACUGGUCUGGGCCGCCACCGCGGCCACCUGCGUGCUUGUCAGUGUUGAGGCCGGACUGCUGGCUGGGCUGCUUCUGUCACUGCUCAGCCUGGUCGGACGUACACAACGCCCUCGGGCUGCCCUGCUUGCCCGUAUUGGGAGCUCAGCCUUCUAUGAGGAUGCCGCAGAGUUUGAGGGCCUGGUGCCUCCGGCUGGAGUGCGGGUGUUCCGCUUUGCGGGGCCACUCUGCUAUGCCAACAAGGCCUUCUUCUUGCGGUCACUCUAUAACCUCACAGGGCUGGAUGCAGGGUGCUCAGCUGCCAGGAAGAAAGGGCAGGACUCGGAUCUGGGGGCAGAUGAGGGGGACCCCAUGGAGGGCAAGGAGCACACAAGCAGUGGGGCCAGGCUGGUGUCCACAGCAGCUGGGUUCCACACGGUGGUCAUCGACUGCGCCCCCUUGCUAUUCCUCGAUGUGGCUGGCAUGGCCAUGCUGCAAGACCUGCGCCGAGACUAUGGGGCGCUGGGCGUCAGCCUGCUGUUGGCCUGCUGCAGCCCCUCAGUGAGGGACACUCUCCAGAGAGGGGGCUUCCUGGGGGCGGGCCAAGGAGCCGAGGACGAGCAGCUGUUCCCCAGUGUGCACAGUGCUGUGGAGGCUGCGCAGGCCCGCCAUGGGGAGCAGGCGGCCACCAACUCUGUCCUCUAACAGUGCUGUGGCCUGCACUCUGGGAGCCUGAGGCAGAUGUCUGAAGGUCACCAUCACUGAGCUCCUUCUUAGGGAUGAGACCAGGGCCAGAGUCCACCCUGGCCCCAAGGAGCACGGGAAUCCUGCUGUGAAUGGAGGAGCAGCACCAGAACACACUCAAGGGCCUGGUGCUCAGGGACCUGGAACUCUGCCUCGGGGACCAACUACGCUCUCCUAGUGCCAGUACCUACCGAGUGCCUUGACCGAGCUUAGAAGGGCCAUGCCCUGCUGAAUGCCACAUUGCCAUCUUAUCCAAACAGAGUCCUGCAAGUAUGGAGAGGGACACCCUGUCCCAGAGCCUGCCCAGACCCACCCUCCUGGGAAGGAGCUGGAAUCAUGACCAGGGUGUGAGCAUCUGUGUUUCUGGAGGCCACCUAUACCCCAAGCGCUCCUCACAUGUGGUGCUCAUGCCUACAGACCAGGUGCCAGCUCCAAGGCAGUAGGUCCAGUGCCAAGGCUGGAGGUCAUGUGACCACCACAACUUCAGUGGGGCCUCAGGCACUGCAUUCCUGAGCAGCUACACCACCAACCACACAGUACACAAAAAUCCAGGGCCGUGGACACAAGUUGAUCCUGGCCCUCUACAGUGACCUCCAGGGAGACACCAAGGGCUGCCCUCAGCACCCCAGCCAGGAUGUCCCUCAACCCCUGCAGGGUGCUCCAACAGGAAGUGAGAGCCCCCCAGCCCUGGCCCCCACUCCCAGUCCCACCCAGCAUCACGCACC
This is a messenger RNA of Octodon degus (degu), 2897 nucleotides long. RefSeq names its product solute carrier family 26 member 1 (gene Slc26a1). Gene Ontology annotation, molecular function: chloride transmembrane transporter activity; oxalate transmembrane transporter activity; sulfate transmembrane transporter activity. Gene Ontology annotation, biological process: transmembrane transport. The record is from RefSeq and is a predicted model, not a curated record. The coding region runs from base 25 to 2133 and encodes 702 amino acids. Lineage: Eukaryota; Metazoa; Chordata; Mammalia; Rodentia; Octodontidae. The transcript has 2 exons. Gene Ontology annotation, cellular component: membrane.